AUGUCAAGCCGUUCAGUUGCUCUCCCUUUCGGUAGCGCUCACUACGAGUCCAUAGUAUACGUGAAUGGAGUGGAAGUCGUGCGACAUAUCGGCGGACACUUACCCUUCGCGGCGGACGUCACCAAACACUUGAACUUUGGGGCCAAUAAUCGCAUAACUGUUGCCCUGAAUAACAUACUGACGCCGAGUACUGUCCCUCAGGGGACCAUCACUUACAAGAACGACACACAACUGUUCCCAAAAGGCUUCUAUGAGACCACAACUAACUUUGAUUUCAUGAAUUACGCGGUAGCCGAAGCUAAAGGCUAUUCGGGUUCCAUAACUAUACCGAACGCCAUAUUGUGGUGGCCCUACACCACGAACUCGAACCCCAGAUAUCUCUAUACAUUACGCGUGUCUCUCGUGGCCAGCGGUAAGACCGCCGAUGUUUACUACCAGAGAGUCGGCAUCCGUACGGUUAGGGCCACCGAUAAGGAGGUUCUCAUUAAUGGUAAACCCUUUUACUUCCGAGGCUUUGGUAAACACGAAGACGCGAACGGCAAAGGAUUGGACCUGGCGUUUAUAGCUAAAGACAUGAACCUAAUCAAAUGGAUCGGCGCCAACUCAUUCCGCACCUCUCACUACCCCUACCGAGGCCGAAGAGUAUUUCCGGGUUGUCUCGGCUCACGCCCGGAGUCUGGAUAA
Molecule: messenger RNA, 684 nt
Organism: Medioppia subpectinata
Lineage: Eukaryota; Metazoa; Arthropoda; Arachnida; Sarcoptiformes; Oppiidae
Source: the annotation of a GenBank genome assembly